This is a messenger RNA of Purpureocillium lilacinum, 1611 nucleotides long. RefSeq lists its product as uncharacterized. NCBI's taxonomy places the organism in Eukaryota, Fungi, Ascomycota, Sordariomycetes, Hypocreales, Ophiocordycipitaceae. Gene Ontology annotation, cellular component: cytoplasm. The record is from RefSeq and is a predicted model, not a curated record. Gene Ontology annotation, molecular function: cysteine synthase activity.
AUGAAGGGGCCGAAUCACCUCAAUGUCUACGCGGGCCCCCAGUCCGUCAAGGACUACUUUGACCCAGAAUGCCAUCCGCCCAUGCCGCUGGUGGAGAUUCCGGAAUGCCUCAACCCACUCAGGGCUGACGGCGUCCGCAUCUACGCCAAGAUGAUGUCGAUGCACCCGGCCACCAAUGUCAAGGUCAUUCCAGCUAUGAACCUGCUCGACAAGAGCGUCGAGGCUGGCAAGACCAAGACCAUUGUGGAGAGCAGUUCCGGCUCUACCGUGAUCUCUAUGGCGAUGGUCGCUCGGGCCAUUCAUGGCAUCGACGAUGUGCAUGCGUAUCUGAGCAACAAGACGAGCGAGACAAAGCUGCGCCUGAUGCAGUUUUUCGGGCUCAACGUCACUCUUAUCGGUGGCCCGGCGCAGCCAACCCCCGUCGACGAGAGGGGCGGCAUUUGUGCGGCAUCACGGAAGGCCAGAGAGAUUGAUUCGGUGUGCAGCCCCAAUCAGUAUAUCAACGAUGAUAACUGGAAGGCACAUGUCCGCUGGACCGGUCCGCAGAUCCACAAGCAACUGCCGGACAUUAACGUCAUCGCCGCCUCCAUGGGCACUUCGGGCACCAUGACUGGCCUGGGGAUGUACUUCAAAGAAGCCAAGCCUUCGGUCUACAGAAUUGCGGUGUGCACCAAUGCCGGAGACCGAGUCCCUGGUCCCCGCGAGUUCUCUCUGAUGAGCGAAGUCAAGUUCCCGUACAAGUCGGCCGUUGAUGCCCUGGAAGAGGUUGGCGCAACCGAUUCCUAUUCUCUGUCGCUGGACCUCACCCGCCAGGGAAUUGUCUGCGGCCCAUCCUCUGGCUUCACCCUCCAGGGCCUUCUCCAGCGUCUGGCGAAGAGGAAGCAAGACGGCACUCUGUCACAGCUGGCCGGCCCAAAUGGGGAGAUCAACUGCGUCUUCAUGUGCUGCGAUCUUCCUUACCAGUAUCUGAACGAGUAUUUUGAGAAGCUCGGCCCCGAGAAGUUUAGUCCGCUGCGAAAUGAGAGGCUCAAAAAUGCUGACCUCUAUCGCUACGACGAUGCAUGGGAACGCGAUGCAAUGGAUGCACUGUCCAGCUUCUUCUCGCUCAGUCCUGCGACACAAGGCUCAUCUCUGUCGUUUGUCGAUGGGGUAGACGAGCUCGAGAAGGCACUGGUUGCUCAACCAAAUACACAGAUCCUCGACUUCCGCCGCACCUCCGACUACGAGGCGUUUCACCUCCCAAACUCUGUCAGCAUUCCGCUCGAAACGCUGAGAGACGGAGCCGCUUGUGGGAGUCCGUUCGCCAACCCGGCUGAUGACUGCUCCAUGCUUGAGGAGCUCUGGCUGGAGCUGGAGGGCUUGUUCACGGUCAAGGACAAGGACGGGAAGCGAAACCCCAGCGCAGAGGCUCUGAUGGCGAUUCUGCGUGGAAAGAGGGUCCUGACCAUGUGCUACGAUGGCGAUAGUGCCCGGGUCGCAAACAGCGUCCUUCGCGCCAAAGGCGUCAACUCGGACAGCAUUCGCGGCGGCUACGGGGCAUUGGCAACCGUGCGACUGCCUGAUGCGGGCUCUGCACAGCAGUCGACCCAGGUUGUGUCUGUGGAGGCAUGA